Molecule: messenger RNA, 2137 nt
Organism: Apaloderma vittatum (bar-tailed trogon)
Lineage: Eukaryota; Metazoa; Chordata; Aves; Trogoniformes; Trogonidae
Gene: SLC16A3
Product: solute carrier family 16 (monocarboxylate transporter), member 3
Exons: 4
Coding region: 20-1441 (473 amino acids)
Biological process (GO): transmembrane transport; monocarboxylic acid transport
Cellular component (GO): membrane
Molecular function (GO): monocarboxylic acid transmembrane transporter activity
Source: RefSeq, a predicted model, not a curated record
GAACACCUUGAGCUUCAUCAUGGGAGCUGUAGUAGCUGAUGAUGGUCCAUCUGGUGUUAAAGCCCCCGACGGAGGCUGGGGCUGGGCUGUCCUUUUUGGCUGUUUUAUCAUCACAGGAUUCUCCUAUGCCUUUCCUAAGGCAGUUAGUGUCUUCUUUAAAGAACUUAUCCGGGAAUUUGGCGUUGGAUAUAGUGACACUGCAUGGAUUUCCUCCAUUCUGCUGGCCAUGCUUUAUGGAACAGGUCCACUCUGUAGUGUAUGUGUCAAUCGCUUUGGCUGUCGGCCUGUCAUGCUGGUGGGCGGCCUUUUUGCCUCCAUGGGGAUGGUGAUAGCCUCCUUCUGCACGAGCAUCGUUCAGAUCUAUCUAACAGCAGGUGUGAUUACUGGUUUGGGUCUGGCACUAAACUUUCAGCCCUCACUCAUCAUGUUAAACCGUUACUUUGACAAACGCCGGCCCUUAGCCAACGGGCUGUCUGCUGCUGGGAGCCCAGUGUUUCUUUGUGCUCUCUCACCAUUGGGGCAGAUACUACAACAUGAGUACGGUUGGAGAGGAGGAUUCCUUAUACUGGGUGGGAUGCUGCUCAACUGCUGUGUAUGUGGAGCAUUAAUGAGACCUUUGGAGCCACCCAAAAAGUCUGAAGGUGCCAAAGAACCAGCUGAGAAGAAAGUGAAGAAAAAACUUCUGGAUUUCAGUGUGUUUAAAGAUGGUGGUUUUAUAAUCUACACGCUAGCAGCAUCUAUCAUGGUGCUUGGCCUCUUUGUUCCCCCAGUUUUCGUGGUGAGCUACGCCAAGGAUUUAGGGUAUCAAGACACCAAAGCAGCAUUUCUUCUGACUAUUCUGGGAUUCAUUGAUAUCUUUGCUCGGCCUAUUUGUGGAAUGGUAGCUGGUCUUAAAUGGGUUAGACCACGCUGUGUCUACCUCUUCAGUUUUGCUAUGAUUUUUAAUGGCUUUACAGAUCUCAUGGGUUCUAUGUCUGUUGAUUAUGGUGGCCUGGUGGUCUUUUGCAUUUUCUUUGGCAUUUCUUAUGGAAUGGUAGGUGCUCUUCAAUUUGAAGUUCUCAUGGCUAUUGUUGGUACUCAGAAGUUUUCCAGUGCUAUCGGUUUAGUGCUCCUGGCAGAAGCUAUGGCUGUUCUAAUUGGUCCACCAUCAGCGGGAAAACUCUUGGAUGCAACAGGAAGAUACAUGUUUGUUUUUAUUAUUGCUGGAAUUGAAGUUACCACCUCAGCACUCGUACUGGCCUUGGGAAAUUUCUUCUGCAUUAAGAAAAAACCAGAAGAACCGCAUACAAAGGAAGAAGCAGCAGAAAGAGAGGAAUUAAACAAAUCUGAAGAUAAAAUUCCUGAAGAUGCCAAGGUGGACUCUAUUGAAGUGGAGCAGUUUCUGAAAGAUGAGCCUGAAAAAAAUGGCGAAGUUGUAACUAACCCAGAAACAUGUGUGUGAGCAUGACAGGAAGGCAAAAAGUGUUUAGAAAAGAAAGAUUUUCAACACUAUUUAUUUUAGAAGUAGAACUAGUUUAGGGCUGGGACAUUUGCUUUAUUAACUGGAGGCCAGUCAGCUCAUCAGGUCUCUCUGGAGGCUGAUUAGCUAGACAACCUUUUAUCGGAAAAUUAGCUUUAUUGGUAAAGGUGGAGCAUUGUGGUUAUACUUUUUAUGUAAACUAAAAAGCUUUUAUAAAUACGAGUCUUGCUAUGCAUCACCAGAAACUGCUCACUUGGAAGAGAUAUAGGAAGAAUAUAUUUUAAGAAAAUUGUAACUAUAUGUACGCUUUCAGACAAUAUUGGUGAAAUCACUGUGUUGCGUGGCUGACUGUAAUUCCCUUUCUGUGUUCUUUGUGAAGGGGAGUUUGAGAUGGAGAAAAAUCUCAGGAACUUAAAGGUCUCUGUUAGGCUUUUCAAUUUCUUACUUUUUUAGAUUUUUAGAUUGAUUGGCUCAGCCCCAAUUUAAUUUUGAUAAUAUCUCUUACUUUGAUUUAUGUAAAUGUAUUUCUGCGUUUUGUCUAAACCUGUAAUCUUUGUAAUUGUCAUCUGGAAAUACUGUACAUGGAAAGGCACAUUGCAGAUCCUGUUCUCAGCCGAUCACACAAGUGGUAGUUCGAGCUAGUACUACAAGAAAAGAAAUCAGGAGCAGAAUCAGUCC